Molecule: messenger RNA, 643 nt
Organism: Panicum hallii
Lineage: Eukaryota; Viridiplantae; Streptophyta; Magnoliopsida; Poales; Poaceae
Exons: 2
Coding region: 71-331 (86 amino acids)
Source: RefSeq, a predicted model, not a curated record
AAGAAAGUUUGAACAGAAGCGAGCGGCCGACCCGCUGAAUCCAUCGGUAAUCCACUUCCCCGUCGAGAUCAUGUCCGCCGGAAGUGAGAGGCCUUACGCCUUCGCGACGCCCUCGACGGUGCCGGUGGGCUUCUCCCGCGGCUCCGGCUCCGCCGCCGCCGCCACGGAUAGCGCCGGUAGGAGCUCCUCCUCCGGGGCGCCGACCAAGAGCAGGAAGCCGCCGUUCCGGCCCGCCGCGGACGACACCAAGCCCGUCCUCCGCGACCCGAUUUCACGGUCGGAUCCGGUGGAGACCGAGCAGGCCGUGCUGCGGCUGCCGCCCUUCCCCUGAAAUCGCCCCACCUCGUCAGUCCUGAUGGUACGAGUAUUCCAACUACUGCUAGCGUAUGUCUCCGGGUCCUAAGUUCUGCUUCCUAUGGAGUCGUUUCUAAUUCUGUAGCAUUCGCAGCGGUUAUGCUAUGGUUCAUCCUGUAGCUUAACCUUUAGCGCUAGCUACAUCAAUUGUAAGUUCUGUACCAUCAAUCGGAAGGAAUUAAAUGAUCCACUGUAUGACCAGGAUAUGAUUAUGUCGACAGUGGAUUUCACAUUGAAAUACUGCAUCAACUUGGGCAGCAUUCAUAUUCUAAUCUCUGGAUGCACUCCA